Messenger RNA from Mesitornis unicolor (brown roatelo), 1465 nucleotides. RefSeq names its product Rap guanine nucleotide exchange factor (GEF) 3 (gene RAPGEF3). The record is from RefSeq and is a predicted model, not a curated record. The annotation marks the transcript as partial. The transcript has 15 exons. Gene Ontology annotation, biological process: intracellular signal transduction. Lineage: Eukaryota; Metazoa; Chordata; Aves; Mesitornithiformes; Mesitornithidae.
ACCCCGCUUUUGGACACCGAAUCCACUCUGGAUUAUGGACACAGCCUGACUCAGGCAUCUCCAGAGAGGAUCUGGCGAGCGGGGAAGCUCCUCUUCAGCCACCUCAGCACCACCCGCCCCGGCCUCAUCCGGGACCACAAGCAUCACCUGCGGCAUCACAGGCAGUGCUGCUCCGGGAAGGAGCUGGUGGACUGGGUGCUGGGCGCUGGGCUCGCCGUGCAGACGCGCAGCCAGGCCGUGGGUGUCUGCCAGGUCCUGGUGGAUGGAGGGGUCCUGACGCACGUGAAGCAGGAGUGGCAUUUCCAGGACAAGGACUCCCAAUUUUACCGCUUUGCGGAGCUGGAGCUGAGCCCCGAGGCCGGUGCAGGACCGCGGGAUGCGGAGGAGCUGCUGGAGGCCUUGGCCUUCCUGGCCCAGCUGGGGCCUGACGCACUGCUCACCAUGGCCCUGCGCAAGCCGCCUGCCCAGCGCACAGAGGAUGAGCUGGAGCUGAUCUUUGAGGAGCUGCUGCACAUCAAAGCCGUGGCUCAUCUCUCCAAUUCGGUGAAGCGGGAGCUGGCAUCAGUGCUGAUGUUUGAGCCACACCAGCGAGUGGGCACCGUGUUGUUCAGCCAAGGGGAUAAGGGCACAUCGUGGUACAUCAUCUGGAAGGGCUCAGUCAACGUGGUCACCCAUGGCAAGGGCUUGGUGGCCACCCUGCACGAGGGGGACGAUUUUGGGCAGCUGGCACUGGUGAACGACGCGCCCCGGGCGGCCACCAUCAUCCUGCGCGAGGACAACUGCCACUUCCUCCGCGUGGACAAGCAGGACUUCAACCGCAUCCUCAAGGACGUGGAGGCCAACACCAUGCGGCUGAAGGAGCACGGGAAGGUGGUGCUGGUGCUGCAGAAGAACCUGCAGGGGGGCAGCAGCCAGGCGGCCACUGCACGCAGCAGCAGGUACUCAGUGGUGGCAGGGACACCGGAGAAGAUCCUGGAGCAUCUGCUGGAGUUCAUGAGGCUGGACGCCACCCUCUACGACCCCCUGGAUACGCUGCUAAAAAGGUGUUUCCUGCUGUCAUACACCGUGUUCAUGCCCACCUCGCAGCUCUGCAGGGCUCUGCUGCACCAUUUCCGCGCGGAGCCGCUGGAGGGCUCAGAGCAGGAGAAGGCCACCUACACCCUGCACAAGCGGCGCAAGAUCCUGCGCCUGGUGAGCCAGUGGGUGCUGCUCUACGGGCGCCUGCUGCAGGGUGACCGCAGCACCACAGCGCUGCUGCAGAACCUGGCUGAUUUGGCGAGCCAAGACCCCCGCCUGGGUGCGCUGGUGCAGGAGCAGGGGCAGGAGCGACGACGGCCCCGAACGGUGGAGAACGGCGAUGGCAGCGUCUCCCCCCAGCCCAAGGCUCAGAGCUCGGCCACUUGGCUACCAAGCCAUGAGGAAGCCACCGUGACCAGCAGCUGUGCCUUGAGAGCGCAGGACAAAG